Molecule: messenger RNA, 638 nt
Organism: Schistocerca piceifrons (Central American locust)
Lineage: Eukaryota; Metazoa; Arthropoda; Insecta; Orthoptera; Acrididae
Exons: 3
Coding region: 74-502 (142 amino acids)
Source: RefSeq, a predicted model, not a curated record
AGCAGAACUGAUACCGAGAAUAGCUAUAUAAAGGCAGCACGUGGAGUAGCAUUCCGCGGAUACAGCUCACAAAAUGAAAGUUGCGUUGGUGCUUUUCGCCGCUCUGGGCGCCCUCGCCUUCGCGGAGGCGUACCGCACAUCGACUCUGAUGCCGUGUCCCAGCCACUGCCCGCCGUCGCCGAGGUUCGUGUGCGCCAAGGACAAGCAGGGUAACAUCUACAAGUUCACCAACCACUGCCACAUGCGGAUGUGCGCUUGUAAAAUGUGGCUGGAGGAAGUGUCUGCCAACAAGUGUCGCAACGACUAUCCCGGUUGCCCUCUGAGGGUCGCAAGCGACGAGGUCGCCGGUGAGGAAGUCGCCAGCGACCAGGACCAGUCACAGAGCGACGAAAGCAGCGACGGCGACUCGCAGUCCGCCGCCGCUGACUCGCUGGAGCAAGCCCAUUUGCAACGCAACUCACUCAGGAAGAAAGCCAGCAGACCGGAGGAUUACAGAUACUGAAGCAAUACACUGGAUAUGUAAAUGCUUCUGUCUCGCUGCUAAUAAAUGAGUAAUGCAGCAAUGAACUCUGUCUGAACAUUCACUCUGGACAUCAGUAGAGCCAUGUCAUUAGCUACAUUUCGUCUUUCCAUUCACA